This is a messenger RNA of Botrytis sinoallii, 687 nucleotides long. RefSeq lists its product as uncharacterized. The transcript has a single exon. The coding region runs from base 1 to 687 and encodes 228 amino acids. Gene Ontology annotation, molecular function: acid phosphatase activity. The record is from RefSeq and is a predicted model, not a curated record. Lineage: Eukaryota; Fungi; Ascomycota; Leotiomycetes; Helotiales; Sclerotiniaceae.
AUGGGAAAAAAAUUGAAGAAAACCAAUAACCCGUACCCAAUAUCUUCAAUCGAUACCCCUCCAUCUACAUUUACAGAUUCCCUCCUCCUUCCAAAACUUAUCGUAUUCGAUCUCGAUUAUACAUUAUGGCCCUUCUGGGUAGAUACACAUGUUACACCUCCGAUCAAAGCAAAUUCUGAACAUUCUGCGACGACCGAUCGUUGGGGAGAAAGUUUUGCUUUCUAUAAUGAAGUCCCUUCCAUUCUCGCACAACUCAAAGAACAUGGCAUAAUGGUUGGAGCCGCGUCUCGCACAUCUGCUCCCGAUCUAGGAAGAGAAAUGUUAAGAUUACUUCAUGUUAUGGAUAUAGAUGGGAAGAAGAAGAAGGCGAUUGAAUACUUUGAUCAACUCGAAAUCUAUCCUGGAAGUAAGAUUACACAUUUUACGAAAUUACAAAAGAGUACGGGCAUAGCAUAUAAAGAUAUGUUAUUCUUUGAUGAUGAGGCAAGGAAUAGGAAUGUUGAAUCUUUGGGAGUCAAGAUGUGUUUGGUUAAAGAUGGUGUUAAUAAAGCAGAGAUCAAUCGAGGUGUCAAAGAAUGGAGACAAAUGCAUGGUCAUGAAAUGAAGGUAUCUGGUUCGGAGGAUAGGAUGGAAGGUUCUUCUACUGCUACAUAUAAUGAUGGAAUGGAUUAUGAUAACGAUGAAUAA